AUGGAUGCCCGCUUCUACAAUUUAUAUGAAUUAAGAGAAGUCCCUAAUAAAAUAAAGAAACUACAUAUAGAUGGGAAAGUAUCGAGGCAUGUUCCUCGAUCAGAAUCACUGAAGGUUUGCUGUUCAAAUGAAGAAGAAGUUGAUGGGCAUAAUGAGUGUUUUGUGGUUAUCAAGAGAAGAUUUCAACAUUCUUUGCAAACCAUUCACAAAUAUUUCCAUGAGGUUCUUGAAGCAAUGAUGAAAUUUGCAAAAGAGAUGAUAUCAUCUACCUCGUCCAAUUUAAAUUCAAAUAUUUUGAGUGGAGCAUUAGGGGCACUUGAUGGAACAUUAGUGCAUGCAGUUGUUCCCACUAAUAAACAACUCAUGUAUAGAGGAAGAGGAAAGGGUAAAUGCUAUCAAAAUGUUUUAGGUAUAUGCGAUUUUAACAUGAUUUUCACUUAUGUUUAUGGUGGAUGGGAUGGGGUAACAUAUGACACACGAGUUCUAAAGGAGAUUGUAUCAAAUUCAGAUAAUGGCUUUCCAUUUCCCCCUCCUCAUAAGUACUAUAUAUGUGAUGCGGCAUAUCCAAACGCUAGAGGAUUUCUAGCCCAUUAUCGCAACGUUUGA
Solanum pennellii is the source of this 606-nucleotide messenger RNA. RefSeq lists its product as uncharacterized. The transcript is spliced from 4 exons. Bases 1 to 606 code for a protein of 201 amino acids. The record is from RefSeq and is a predicted model, not a curated record. Lineage: Eukaryota; Viridiplantae; Streptophyta; Magnoliopsida; Solanales; Solanaceae.